Triticum dicoccoides is the source of this 1546-nucleotide messenger RNA. RefSeq lists its product as uncharacterized. The transcript has 4 exons. The coding region runs from base 1 to 1341 and encodes 446 amino acids. The record is from RefSeq and is a predicted model, not a curated record. Gene Ontology annotation, molecular function: protein binding. Lineage: Eukaryota; Viridiplantae; Streptophyta; Magnoliopsida; Poales; Poaceae.
AUGGUGGGCAUGUUGGCGGCCAUGGAUCUGGACCCCAUCCAGAUUCGUCGUCAGUUCUUCACCUGGAUGGUCGGCGACGCGAUGAGGGGUCCGGUGAGGGGAUGGAGGAUCUCUGCCGGAGUACAGGCGGUGACAUACGUCUUAAUGGCGAGGCUCCGCGUGGUUCUAGCCAGCCGCGAGAUCGGGAUGACGCGGCUUGCGCCCUCCUCGCUCGUCCGGGCCUCCGCGGUCUGCAAGCAGUGGCGCUGCGCCGCCACCGACCCCAAGUUCCUCCACCGCUUCCGCCUCCACCACCGGAAGCCGCCCCUCCUCGGCCUCUUCCACCGCCGCAAGGAUGAUAUCGUCUUCACCCCCAUCAUGGACCGUCCCGACCGAAUCCCUCCAGAGCGUUUCGACCUGCAUCUCCUGGACAUGGACAGCCACACCAUGUGGAUGGUCGAACUGCUUGAUUGCCGCCAUGGCCGCGUCCUUCUCAUGGACACUCUGUGGGACGAGGUCAUCAUGUGCGAACCUAUCACCGGCGAGCAGCACCGCUUGACCGUUCCGCCAGAGUUCGUAAGGAAUCGCUUCACCGGGGCUGUGCUCUGUGCUGCCAUCGACCAUGACCACGUGCACGGAAGCUGCCACUCGAGCCCAUUCAACGUGGUGUUGAUCUCCGCUCUCGGAGGGAAUAAUCAACCUAUCGCCUGUGUUUACUCCUCGGAGACUGGUGAAUGGGGUGAUAUCAUUCCAUCAACCGUUUCAUUUGAGCUUUUUUAUGACCAUACCCCUGGGUUGCUUGUUGGUAAUGCCCUUUACUGGUUGUUGGAUUCUAUAAGCAAUGACAUACUUAAGUUUGAUUUGGAUGAGCAGAGCCUAGCUGUGAUUAGGGGGCCUCCUCUUACAAAUGAUUUUCGCCAUGGUAGUCAUUGCAUCAUCCAGGCUGGGGAUGGCGCGAUUGGGUUUGCCAUAUUGUCUUACCCUCACUUACAAAUGUGGCAGAGGAAUAUCAAUUUUCACGGUGUUGCCACAUGGGUGCUAUGGAAAACAAUUGACAUGCGUAUGAUUAUUGGGCUCCCUAAACAGAUUCAAGGAAAGAGGGCAGUUGUGAGACGUAUAUUGGGAUCCCUUGAGGAUAGUGAUGAAAUACUUCUAUCUGUGGGCCGUGGUGCCUAUAAGGUUCAACUUAAGUCAAUGAAGUCUAAAAAACUUUGUGAAAACGGUUAUUUAACUCGCUAUCAUUCUUUCAACAGUUUCUAUCCUCCAGGCACAUCCAUUGCUGGUGGACUUGAUGGAGCUGACAUGAUGCAUGAUACACAAGGUGAUAGUUUGGUUAGAUCUUCUAAUGUGCUGAAAUGGUAACAGGUGAAGAAGGGCUGCUGCAGAUGUUAGUUGUCAAUGAAUUUGUCGCAUUCCAUAAAUGUUGUCGGCAGUGUUUAUAUGUUACCUAAAACAACUUACCGUGUCUUAUUCUAGCCAAGUCUGUAUAAUGUAGCAAGAUCCUUUUGAAUACCUGAUCCAGGGAAUUUCAGCUUACUAGUAUUGUAUCAAGUCGGAUUUCGUGGUC